ACAGAUGUGAUACGACGGUAUUACAAGCCUUUGCUAUUGUUUCCGAUUGUCAACGAUAAAACGAUUGCCUUGGCUAUAAAGAUUACUCGUUGAUCGCGUUAGAGCAUUUUCUGAUAGCGCGCAGUAGAGAGCACACUUCUAGCAGCCCAAUCAGAAGCACUAGUGUUAGCACAGCAAUGCCGCGUUCGUUUCUUGUGAAACACAAAAAGUUGGAAGAGGUUGAGGAGACUUCAGAGCACAGGAGUGCGUUUAGAGUUGUAACUCCACGAAAAAACGAAAUGGCAUCCCCGGAAUUGAAGAAACCGCUGUUAGAUAUGCCAGCGCCCGUUGGGUGCCCCUCCCUGGGGUUGGCCGCCAUUUCCUCCCUGGAGAGACGGGACAAGGCAGCAGACAUUAUGGACCAACAUUUGUCUCCAACCAAAGCAGAGACAAAUACCCCAAAUUCAGCGUUCAGCGCUUUUCGACCUUGGCUCAGCGAACCUACCCAGAACUCCAGAACUGCUCUUACUCUUCCAUGCGAGCCAGUGCGCAGUAUCAUACAGUCCACUGAUUUCCGUGUGAGCUGUACAGACCUGUACCGCUAUCAACUUCUCCACGGCCUGUACAGAUCACCGCUAGAACUCUUCCCCUUUUCGACCCCCAUCUGGCCCAACACCGGACUCUACCAACAAUUCGACAAAAAGAUGUGGAGCUACAAUGUUCCAGCUCGGGAAAAGGGCGGAGAAAGUGUGAACCCCUCUUACGAAAAAGGCUCAUUCGAAUGCGUCAAGUGCCUGAAACAGUUUACGACCCCGCACGGACUUGAAGUGCACGUACGAAGAUCGCACAGCGGCCGUCGGCCGUACGCUUGUGACGUUUGCAAUAAGACAUUCGGUCAUGCCGUGAGCCUGACCCAACACAGAGCAGUACAUAGUCAGGAAAAGAGCUUUCAAUGUAACCAGUGCGGCAAGAGUUUCAAGCGGUCAUCCACGCUGUCCACCCACCUCCUGAUUCAUAGUGAUACAAGACCCUAUCCGUGCCCAUACUGCGGGAAGAGGUUUCAUCAGAAGUCCGACAUGAAGAAACACACGUACAUCCAUACAGGAGAGAAGCCCUAUAAAUGCACUCAUUGUGGAAAAGCCUUCAGCCAGUCAUCGAAUCUCAUCACCCAUUGUCGGAAACAUACCGGAUUCAGACCUUUCGGUUGCCAGAAAUGUGGUCGUGCAUUUCAACGGAAGGUUGACCUUCGCCGCCAUCUUGAAACACAACACGCUGAAGAAAGAAUUGACGAAUCUAAUUCAAGUAUGGACCACGGUGCGGCUCGUGACGCAGCGCCGAUGACGUCACCAGAAGUCUCUCCUGUCGGCAGAAACACCCCACUGAAAUGUAUUCCUCUUACGACACCGGAAGUGUCGCCUGUUUCCCAGCCUUCAUCACAACGUGCUUCCCCUGUAUCUUCAGUGUCAUCGAUUACGUCACCCCAGUUGUCGCCCUUUUCCCAUGGGCAGAGAACUCCGCCUCUCAUCCUGUCUCAGCCUCAGCGACUAGGAGAGGCAAUAGACACUCACAUGUCGGAGAUGUAACCCCCACAAACUCUAAGAAACGAUGCCGAGGUUUUCAUAUUUUCCAUUUUUCCCCCGAAGUUUAGCUCUUGCUGAAGUUUCUUUUUAAACAUAUCCACGUGACUAUUGUUGACAGUUCAAUACCCGAUGCUGUUAUGUGCCAUAUUCCUCGCCAGUGCCAGUUAUUGUCACUCUUUUCUCCUUAAAGAUAUUUAUUUGUAACUUUUUUGCUCAAGUCCACAAUAAGUAUAAUGAUGUCAUUAGGUCACACCAACAUGUUGACAACUUGCUCAAAUGAUAGAAGCCUACAUUGGUGUAGAUCCGAUUGACUCGAGAAGAGCUUGACCUCUCUUCGCAGUUUAGAACAUUCAUGUAAAGUAGUUUAUCUAUUGCAGAUUUUCUUCUUUAUCAUUUCGUUUUUUCAUGAUUGUUACCAUUCGACUGUUUGUUACAAACUGAUUACUUGUUUGAUAUGUAUAUAAAUGAAUUUGAAAGUAUUUGCGUGUAAAUAAACGCAUACUGCC
Molecule: messenger RNA, 2065 nt
Organism: Haliotis rubra (blacklip abalone)
Lineage: Eukaryota; Metazoa; Mollusca; Gastropoda; Lepetellida; Haliotidae
Product: zinc finger protein 547-like
Exons: 4
Coding region: 177-1562 (461 amino acids)
Biological process (GO): regulation of transcription by RNA polymerase II
Cellular component (GO): nucleus
Molecular function (GO): RNA polymerase II cis-regulatory region sequence-specific DNA binding; DNA-binding transcription factor activity, RNA polymerase II-specific
Source: RefSeq, a predicted model, not a curated record